AUGAGCCAGGAGGAUUCAGGAGGAGGAUGCUGGUGCCCCAUCCGCCCAACCCACAAAACCAACAACUCCAAUACUGGAAGCAAGUCCAGUAAAAACAAGAAGAAGCACUGCGAUGUGUGUGGACCCAAGAAGAAGCACUGCGAUGUGUGUGGACCCAAGAAGAAGCCCUGCGAUGUGUGUGGACCCAAGAAGAAUCCCUGCGAUGUGUGUGGACCCAAGAAGAAGCACUGCGAUGUGUGUGGACCCAAGAAGAAGCCCUGCGAUGUGUGUGGACCCAAGAAGAAGCCCUGCGAUGUGUGUGGACCCAAGAAGAAGCCCUGCGAUGUGUGUGGACCCAAGAAGAAGCCCUGCGAUGUGUGUGGACCCAAGAAGAAGCCCUGCGAUGUGUGUGGACCCAAGAAGAAGCCCUGCGAUGUGUGUGGACCCAAGAAGAAGCCCUGCGAUGUGUGUGGACCCAAGAAGAAGCCCUGCGAUGUGUGUGGACCCAAGAAGAAGCCCUGCGAUGUGUGUGGACCCAAGAAGAACAGGAAGACAAGGUUGUGGGAAGUGGCCGUGGGUGAGAAAGGAGGCGAAGAGGUUGGAGAGGAGGUGCAAGUAUUCAUCAGAUGCUUGUUUUAG
Molecule: messenger RNA, 618 nt
Organism: Oncorhynchus nerka (sockeye salmon)
Lineage: Eukaryota; Metazoa; Chordata; Actinopteri; Salmoniformes; Salmonidae
Product: keratin-associated protein 5-10-like
Exons: 3
Coding region: 1-618 (205 amino acids)
Source: RefSeq, a predicted model, not a curated record